AUAGAUGCUUUAUGUGGUUUUGGAAAGAUGCAAUAGCAUUAUCUGCUAUCAGUUACUCCCACAGACGGUUUAAUGCGAGUAAUCCAGCGCUAAUUACUUGGUGAAGAUACUCUGAACAGCUGCUUUAUGUAGAACAUGACUUUGUCCUCGAGGUCAGAUCUGUACGCCUUAUAAGCCAAUCGCCUUCAAGCGUGAGCCAAAUAAAAAAAAACACACACACAAUUUCAUGUUUUUUUAUUCAACCUGCCGUACUAAAUAAAUCACCCACAGAGAGUGACAAAAAAUGGAGUCGGGCUCAAAAUGCCUGGAUGCCACUGACUGUCCAAAAGGAUAUUUAUAGGCUCGGAGAUCCCAGAGCCACAAUAAAAGGAGAAAGAGAGAAAGAAAAAAAGAUUAGAAGACUGACUCUGUGAAAUAUGGGAUCUCUCUAGAAAUGUCCCAUUAAUGGGCUUGAAUUACAGUCCUCUCUAGCGAGCCAUUCUUGCGUGGCCUCAUCAUUUUGCCUAAUAAUUUCACACAGAGAGUCUUUAAACUGCAAACAACUCCACAGGCCCUUCAGACAGGACCAGGCCUAGGGUUAGGAGAUGGUUAUAAACGUGCAACCAGAUCUGGAUCAGCCGUCUAAGCCCAACAAGAAUGUGAGUCUCGCUCAUUGGAAGUUAAAGAUAGAGGCAACACAUGCUGGAUCCUGACUGGCUCUUAUUUCAGUCGGCUGCCAAGAACUCUAUGGGCCGCUUUUGUUGUGUUUCGUCCUGACGAAAAGCAUUAUUAAAAGUUGUGGACUCGUUGUGGUCGCUCAUAAAUAAGCGAGAAGAGGACCAUGGUGCUUUCCGAAGGAAUGAUUGAAGAAUCAGGCCGCAACAGCAGCGCCAUGGCAGACAGAAGACAACUGUUUGCUGAAAUGCGUGCACUAGAUCUGGACUCUAUCAGAUUGUCCACAUAUAGGACAGCAUGCAAACUGAGAUUCAUUCAGAAGAGGUGCAAUUUGCAUUUGGUGGAUAUCUGGAAUAUUAUCGAGGUUUUCCGGGAAAACAGACUUAACUCCAUGGACCUCAACACAGAGUUCUCAGUGUCACAUUUGCAAGCAAUACUGUCAACCAUCUAUUACCAGCUGAACAAGCGCUUGCCCACAACCCACCAGAUCAAUGUAGACCAGUCCAUCUCGUACCUCCUCAACUUCCUGUUAGCGGCCUACGACCCGAAAGGCAUGGGAAAGAUGUCGGUUUUUGUGGUAAAGAUGGCUCUGGCUGCCCUCUGUGGAGGGAAGAUUUUGGAUAAAUUAAGAUAUGUAUUUUCACAGAUAUCUGACCCAAACGGAGUGAUGAUAUACUCCCAGUUUGACCAGUUCCUAAGGGAGGUGCUGAAACUGCCCAUGACGGUUUUUGAGGGACCAUCUUUUGGGUACACUGAGCAGUCCACAAGAACCUGCUUUCCACAAGAGAAAAAGGUCUCGCUCAAUGUGUUUCUUGACACGUUCAUGUCGGAUCCUCCUCCUCAGUGUCUGGUUUGGUUACCGCUGAUGCAUCGGCUGGCAAACGUUGAGAACGUCUUCCAUCCUGUGGAGUGCUCCUACUGCCACAGCCAGAGCAUGAUGGGAUUUCGCUACCGGUGCCAACAAUGUGAUAAUUACCAACUCUGCCAAGAGUGUUUCUGGAGGGGUCAUGCCUCGGGCAGCCAUAGCAACCAGCACCAGAUGAAGGAGUACAUGUCAUGGAAAUCUCCAGCUAAGAAGUUGUCGGACGCUCUCGGUAAAUCUCUGAGUUGUGCCACCAGUCGAGAGCCUUCUUACCCGGUGUUCUCCGAUACACCUGAGAAACCACUCAACUUCACUCAUGUCGGGGACACAUGGCCUCCCAGACCCAUGACCAGUGGAAAUGAAUACAUGCUCUCUCACUCCAUGCCUUCCUCAGGAAACCCUUACUCCAGCAAAACAGGUGCUCACGAUGAGACUAAGCAAAUGAAGCUGUUUUCCCGGACGGCCCCAGAUCUUUUAAAAGGGAAAGGGGUUCAGUACAGCCUCGAUAUUGCGGAUAGGCUUGCUGAUGAGCACAUACUUAUCGGACUUUAUGUGAAUCUCCUCCGAAAGGACCGUUCAUGUAUUCAGGAGAGCUGUAAAAACCAAGAUGAUGAGCACUUCCUUAUUGCACGUUACGCCUCCAGAUUGGCUGCUGAUGGAGCUGCAGCGAAGACCAGAGUCCCGGCGGACAUCUCUCUCUGUCUGGACUCUAAUAAACAGCAACGACAACUUAUCGCUGAGCUAGAGAACAAGAACAAGGAGAUUUUGCAAGAGAUCCAACGCCUGAGACAACAACAUGAAGAAGCUUCCCAGCCUCCGUUAGACAAAAGCCAACAAAACCCAACGUUACUGGCUGAACUGAGACUGCUCAGGCAGAGGAAGGAGGAGCUGGAGCAGAGGAUGUCGGCUCUUCAGGAGAGCCGUCGAGAACUCAUGGUCCAACUAGAGCAGCUCAUGCUUCUGUUAAAGGAAGAAGAGCUAAAAAGAGCUAACCAGGGUCCUGGCCCCUCCCCUCGCUCCUCCCCCAGCCACACCAUCAACACAUCCAUCCAAUCAGUGUCCGGCAAUACCACACCCAUCCCCAUGCCCGUCCAAUCAACAUCCGGCAAUACCACACCCAGUCAGACACCUCAGGACUCUCUCAUGGGCCUGGGAGGAGAGGUGCAGCAGGCCUUCGCUCAGGGCUCCAGGAGGAACUUCAGAAAUGAUCUCCUGGUAGCUGCAGACUCCAUAACCAACACAAUGUCUUCACUGGUGAAAGAGCUUAACUCAGAGGCGGGGAGUGAAACAGACAGCAUCUCUGACCUCACGUUCCCAACAUCAGACGUUCUCCACGCCAGGAGCGCUUCAAGAUCAGGGGCAGCAGGUGCGCUGGAGGCUGGGGAUUUCUAUGGACAUGAUCUAGAAAAGCAGCUGAACCGAGAGCUGAAGAUGGAGGAGCGACUCAGACACACGCAGGAACAGGACAAGAACCUCCUGGUGACCUUACAAGAAUAGCUGGGUUUUAGUGAGCAUGGGAGGAAGAUUGAGCGACUCUGAAGCACUGAGCUGAGCUGGAACAUACAGUACCACACUUCUGAAAACAUCAACAAUACUGUGGGACACAACCCAGUCUAUAAAUAUAGAAAUAUAUUUUUAGAAUCUGCAAGAUGUUUUAAGACAAUACUGUGAACCGACUUUGGAAAUUACAAAUAAUGGAACUGUCUACAACACCGCCAGUGCCAUAAAUCCAGUGAUUAUGAGAUUAUUUCAUUUCCUUGGCGUUUACGUGUUCGGUUUGGUUUAUUUCUGUGUGUAUCUGUUCAAACUUGUACUGUAUUUAAAUAUCUGUUGGGUAAAGUGGGGGGUGGUCUUUGAUGAAGCUGCUAUCUUUACAAACGACAUCUUUUAUUGUGCAUCAAGAGCAGAAUAGCCUGACCUGAUGCUCCUUUAAAGCAUAUAAAAUAGUAGGAUUAUGUUGUAGCUUCAGUUCUCUUUGAGAGUGGAAUGAUUUGAGAUUGAUUGAUUUGAUACACAAAUACACUGCCUUAGCUUAUCAGACUUAUUUUAAUAGCUGGAUAGGUGUGAGUACUUGGUUGCAAUUUAUUCAUAUUUAAAGUCAUUUUAAUAAAUACAGGUGAAUCUCGUAUGUCACCAGGUCACAUUUAAUGUUAUUUAACUUUAUUUUUAACAAAUUCAGUAUGUUUUGCAUGAAGAGAAUAAAGCCUAUUUUUAGGACCAUUUAAAUUUCCCUCAUAGUGACAUUAUUUUCAUAUGUUUUUAUUUAAAUCAGCCUACAUUUAAGGUAGUAAUAACAAAUGAUGUGUAUAAAUACAUAUAUACAAUUUAUUAGAAAGUAUUGCAAUAAUGAUUUAUAAAUAAUGAUUUUUAAAUUAUUACUUAUUUAAUUAAUUAUUUAUUCUCUUUAUGCAAAAUAUAUAGCUUUUUUUCCCUUUGGGUUUUAAAGUCUAUUGCAGGUUUUUUUUUUUUUUUUUUUUUUUUUUACAGGUUUCAUUAGAUUCACCCAAAACUUUGUACCUCUGCAUUCAGUGGAACAUGCUUUUUUGACUCCAAAUGGCACACAGUUAAUUUACCAUGCUCUGUUAUUCAAUUUGCAACAUUUUAAAUGUUUUAAGAAAUGAUGAAACAGGCAUUUUUAAGGCGAAAAUAUGUGACAGCAUCUGACACUACUGAAUGUGCUGUUAUGUCGAUCAAGGACUGACAAGAUGCCUUUUGGUGUAAGAUAUGUUGAUCUAGAACAGAAUUUUCAUGCUUGAAUUGAUUUUGUUAGUGAAUAUGAAUUCCUCGUAAAGACCGUCUCUAGUAGACGGGUUAAGAAAGACUGGUUGGGCUUUGACCAUCUCCAGAUUUGGACAUUGAUGUGUUUUUUUUCUUUUGUUGAUAUUCUACUGUCACACUGCAGCACUCACAUAUUUCUCACUGUUUACUGUUACCAGAAAAAAAAAAAAAGAAAAAAAAAAAAAAAAGCAGCAUCUGCACCCUGCUGCCAACCAUUGCACUUUCCAGUGAUUUUGCAUGGUCCUAAAUAAAAAUAUUAUGUUGUACAAGUAUCA
Cyprinus carpio (common carp) is the source of this 4569-nucleotide messenger RNA. RefSeq names its product dystrobrevin alpha-like. Gene Ontology annotation, biological process: synaptic signaling. Gene Ontology annotation, molecular function: zinc ion binding. Lineage: Eukaryota; Metazoa; Chordata; Actinopteri; Cypriniformes; Cyprinidae. Bases 821 to 3013 code for a protein of 730 amino acids. The transcript has 24 exons. Gene Ontology annotation, cellular component: synapse; plasma membrane. The record is from RefSeq and is a predicted model, not a curated record.